AUGUCAUUGAACUGGAUUAUGAGAACUCCAAAUGGAGUCAAUCCACCUUUUGUGCUUUUAGAUGGUGAAAAUGUCAAGUAUACAAGUCCACAACCAAUAGAGAUCAAAUUGAAAGCUAUACAACUAGAGAAACCAGAUGUCAUAACUAUAAAAGGAUCAAUAUAUUUGACCGACAAGAGACUAGUCGUUCUUUCUACUGGUGCAGGUAACCAGGAUAAUGAUUCAUUUUCAUUGUUGUACAAAGAUAUGAUUUCACACAAGUUAGAAAUGCCAUGGUUUGGAAGCAAUAGUUAUAAAAUCUUAUUCAAAAUUACUAGUGAACAAAGUGGACUCAACUAUUUAUAUACAUGGCAAUCUAAUAUUCAGUUCCCACAAGGAGGAGCUAUCCAGUUCCAUGAGGAAUUCUCCAAACUCAAAACUUGGUUUGAUAAUAAUCAGGAGGAUGAACCGUUACCAGCGUAUACUGGUUAG
This is a messenger RNA of Hansenula ciferrii, 471 nucleotides long. RefSeq lists its product as uncharacterized. The transcript has a single exon. NCBI's taxonomy places the organism in Eukaryota, Fungi, Ascomycota, Saccharomycetes, Phaffomycetales, Wickerhamomycetaceae. Gene Ontology annotation, cellular component: nucleus. Gene Ontology annotation, biological process: positive regulation of DNA-templated transcription. The coding region runs from base 1 to 471 and encodes 156 amino acids. The record is from RefSeq and is a predicted model, not a curated record. Gene Ontology annotation, molecular function: chromatin DNA binding; transcription coactivator activity.